Messenger RNA from Oncorhynchus masou masou (cherry salmon), 3761 nucleotides. RefSeq names its product LIM and senescent cell antigen-like-containing domain protein 1. NCBI's taxonomy places the organism in Eukaryota, Metazoa, Chordata, Actinopteri, Salmoniformes, Salmonidae. The record is from RefSeq and is a predicted model, not a curated record. Gene Ontology annotation, biological process: cell-cell adhesion; positive regulation of integrin-mediated signaling pathway; cell-cell junction organization. Gene Ontology annotation, cellular component: cell-cell junction; cytoplasm; focal adhesion. The coding region runs from base 230 to 1408 and encodes 392 amino acids. The transcript has 10 exons.
AGAGCGUGAGCAGGGAAGAGAAAAAGAGGGAGUUAGAUCAGGGAUCUGUGUGAAGUCAGGUCAGUCUCAGUCUCAGUGCUGCUCAGACUUUCUGGAUUAGUAAUCCUGCCCUUUGGAUUGUUCUGGGAAUGUUUGGGAAAGAGCCUGUAUUUGAAGAAUAGGCCUGGGGCAGGGUGUCUUGGACAGGGAGCGUGUACUAACUAGUAUUUGGACUACCGAGUCGUGUGCUAUGGAGGUUCAGGUCCAGAGUCGGCCACUACCACCCACCAUCCCGGAGAAUGGGGCGGCCCCUGACCCUGAACCCCACACUGUUAACGGUCAUCGUCAUGCCAACAGUGGGGAGGCAGAGCUGCCUGUCUCCAAGUCUCAGAGGAGACGAAGCGAUGUCAAAGUCUACAAGGAAUUCUGUGACUUCUACGCACGCUUCAACAUGGCCAAUGCCCUGGCCAAUGCGAUGUGUGAGCGCUGUAAGAGUGGCUUUGCCCCGGCGGAGAAGAUCGUCAACAGCAACGGGGAGCUGUACCAUGAGGGAUGCUUCGUCUGUGCUCAGUGCUUCCAACAGUUCCCUGAGGGUCUCUUCUAUGAGUUUGAGGGCAGGAAGUACUGCGAGCACGACUUCCAGAUGUUGUUUGCUCCCUGCUGCCACCAAUGUGGGGAGUUUAUCAUUGGUCGUGUGAUCAAGGCGAUGAACAACAGUUGGCACCCUGACUGUUUCUGCUGUGACCUCUGCCAGGCCGUGCUGGCUGACGUGGGCUUCGUCAAGAACGCUGGCAGACACCUGUGUCGCCCGUGUCAUAACCGUGAGAAGGCCCGUGGUCUGGGGAAGUACAUCUGUCAGAAGUGCCACGCCAUCAUCGAGGAGCAGCCGCUGCUGUUCAAGAACGACCCCUACCACCCCGACCACUUCAACUGCAACAACUGCGGUAAGGAGCUGACUGCUGAUGCCAGGGAGCUGAAGGGAGAGCUGUACUGCCUGCCCUGCCAUGACAAGAUGGGUGUUCCCAUCUGUGGCGCUUGCAGGAGACCCAUCGAGGGCCGCGUGGUCAAUGCCAUGGGCAAGCAGUGGCACGUCGAGCAUUUUGUGUGUGCUAAGUGUGAGAAACCCUUCCUGGGCCAUCGCCACUACGAACGCAAAGGACUGGCCUACUGUGAGACUCACUACAACCAGCUCUUUGGAGAUGUCUGCUACCACUGCAACCGUGUCAUUGAGGGUGAUGUGGUGUCAGCCCUGAACAAGGCAUGGUGUGUCAACUGCUUCGCCUGCUCCACCUGCAACACCAAGCUCACCCUAAAGAACAAGUUUGUCGAGUUUGACAUGAAGCCGGUGUGUAAGAAGUGUUACGAGAAGUUUCCUCUGGAACUUAAGAAGAGGCUGAAGAAGCUGGCGGAGACAGUGGGCCGGAAGUAGACACAGACUGACCCAGACAGACUGACCCAGACAGACUGACCCAGACAGACUGACCCAGACAGACUGACCCAGACAGACUGACCCAGACAGACAGACUGACCGAGACAGACUGACCCAGACAGACUGACCCAGACAGACAGACUGACCGAGACAGACUGACCCAGACAGACUGACCCAGACAGACAGACUGACCGAGACCGUCAGACCGGAAGCCUAUAGUCACUAGAUGGCCAUGCUAGAAUGGACAAAGUGAUAUCAUCAGAAUGUUUGAGCAACCACAUGAGCUAUUUGUUCUUGGUGUAAGGUUAGGGACUAGGGUUAUGUUGUUGAUAAAUUACAUUUGCAGUUUCCUUCGAUCUUUUCAUGCUUGGCCAAAUAGUGACAACCCAUGAGCAGAGAGACCGACAGUACACAAAGAGGAGUCCUCGCCAAAUCAGUGCCUUUGUGUAAAGACAUAUUCAUAUUAUAUUCAUAUUUAUCCUUGAUGCUAAUAUCAUAUAUUUAAUAGUUUAUUUUAGCUUAAAAUGUCACUUCAAAACCCAACUUGUUUAUUUAAGUAUGCAUCAGUGUCCUGGUAUUUCAUCAUAAGAAUAAAGAGUAUUAAUAAGGUUGUUACUGCCAGUGUGCUGGUCUGUUUCUGCCUUAGCCAACUACUUUAUCAUUGUCAUGCCAAACAAGUGGAAACAGACAGACACCUGGGCUAUGUUACUGAUGAUACUCUCAAUCACAUUACUGUGCAGCAGAACUGGGUUGAAUAUAGAGUACCAGUCAAAAGUUUGGACACCUACUCAUUCCAUGUUUUUUCUUUAUUUUUACUAUUUUCUACAUUGUAGAAUAAUAGUAAAGACAUCAACUCUGAAAUAACACAUGGAAUCAUGUAGUAACCAAAAAAGUGUUAAACAAAUCAAAAUAUAUUUUAUAUUUGAGAUUCUUCAAAGUAGCCACCCUUUGCCCUGAUUGCAGCGUUGCACACUCUUGGCAUUCUCUUAACCAGCUUCAUGAGGAAUGCUUUUCCAACAGUCUUAAAGGAGUUGCAUGGUAAAUUGGAACGAUUGGAAUUGUGCCAAAAGUGCAAAUUCUUGGCACUCUGCAUACCGCUAAGCUACAUCAAGAACAUGUCAAGUAUUUGAAAGUAUCUAAUGUAUGUACAGUGCUAUUUGAGCCAGAUCUGCUAGGCAGCUUCUUGAGCAAGAGAGUAGCCUCCAUCCCAGCAGUUGAGGUCAUAUAGAGAAGUCAGAUUCGUACCAGAGGUUUGUGUACAUUUUUCAGGAUGUAUUGAAAUAUUAUCCAAAGAUAGUACUGAAUAAGAUGACACGUGUAUGCAUAUCUCAUAUAGAGCUUUUUGUGUGUCCACAACAUUGUGUGUGGUGUUAUAUUGUUCUAUUCAUAUUAUUUCACAAUUUUUACAUUUCCUUUGUGCUUUUAUCACACAGACAGUAAAAAUGUAAGACGUUAUGUCACUGAAGGGUGUUUUGUAAACUUGGAUAACAGAUGUUUGUAUGUUUUUGACAGUAUUUUCAGAAUAAACAUAAACCACUUAUCAACAGUAAUGGAAUCAAAUAAUAUCUGGAAAUACUUUUCUCCAUUCCAUUCUUUACAUGUCAUGCAUUACAUUACAUUUAAGUCAUUUAGCAGACGCUCUUAUCCAGAGCGACUUACAAAUUGGUGAAUUCACCUUCUGACAUCCAGUGGAACAGCCACUUUACAAUAGUGCAUCUAAAUCAUUUAAGGGGGGGGGGGGGGGGUGAGAAGGAUUACUUUAUCCUAUCCUAGGUAUUCCUUGAAGAGGUGGGGUUUCAGGUGUCUCCGGAAGGUGGUGAUUAUCUUUUAAAACGGGGGAUAAACAUAACAGAUACAAACAAUUCCAUUGAUUUAGGAUCUGCUUGUAACUGCAAUGUUAAUUUUUCCUUUUAGAUGAAAGCGCAUGUAUGAGUACUGUAAAAUGUGUGAAUGUGUUUUUCCAAGGUGUAAGCUCAGCUAUCCUCUUAUGGCAGUGUGACUUCUAUCUAGAUGCUCAUAGGAAGUAGAGAACUGCCGGUUAGAGGUUAGAGAGAAAAGCAUUCUAUCCCUGUAGAAAACAUGAAUUUAGUUGAGUUUUAGUUUUCCGCUGUGUUAAACUUUACUUGGAAGAAAUGUGUUUUGCAUAGAGUGAUACAAUUCCACAUUCCACUGCUAAAUGGGAAUUUUAAAACCUUAUGUUUUUCCUCUGUCGUACUACAAUAUAAUAUGCUAUGCUACAUUCAAAGCCUUGAUUAGUGUUCGCCUUAUGCUUGUUACUUUAAUUUUGGUUUGUUUCUAGAUGUCGUCAUAUUCAAUUUAUUGACUUCUGAAUAAUAAAACAUCCUGCUACAUG